AUGGAGGAUGUGGAAGUUCACAAUGUGAUGGACGUAUUGCUAGCAAUCGCGCAAGAGGCAAAGGGCACGGAUACCAACAAAGCCAUGACUAAAACCAGCAGGAAAAUACCAAUUUUCAUGGAAGAGGAAAUAGUAAAGGCAGAUCGAUGCGUGGACGGGGAAUCACUCACUUUGAUACCCGAAUCUGAAGAAGAAGCAUUGGAAGCUGAACUCGAAGAAGAAGCACUGGAAGCUGAGCUUGAAGAAGAAGAAUCAGUGGAGGCUGAGCUUGAAGAAGAAGAAUCAGUGGAGGUUGAGCUUGAAGAAGAAACAAUGGAAGCUGAUGCUCAACAAGAGAAAGCAGUAGGUGCAGCAGUAAUCUCAGAUCAGAAAGCUGAGACUCGAAGCAAUAAUUCCAAACUCCCUGUACCACAGGCUCAGAGCCUUGAACACUCUGAUUUACAUCCCAAGGGAUGGGAAGCAAUCCCAAAACCAAAAGGUCAUUCGGGCCUGGACUACUCACGGUGGGACCGGGUUGAAGAUGAUUCAAGUGAAGAGGAAGACGAAGAGGAAGAUGUGCAACCUUAGCAUCGGUUCCGUGUCAGGACUGUUGGGGUGCGGCCUAUGAAAUGAGGGCCCCAGUUGGUGGUAAAUUAAAAUUUAACUGGAAAAUAUAA
Messenger RNA from Magnolia sinica, 656 nucleotides. RefSeq lists its product as uncharacterized. The record is from RefSeq and is a predicted model, not a curated record. The coding region runs from base 1 to 567 and encodes 188 amino acids. The transcript has 2 exons. Lineage: Eukaryota; Viridiplantae; Streptophyta; Magnoliopsida; Magnoliales; Magnoliaceae.